Odobenus rosmarus divergens (Pacific walrus) is the source of this 1949-nucleotide messenger RNA. RefSeq names its product PHD finger protein 13 (gene PHF13). The transcript has 4 exons. Lineage: Eukaryota; Metazoa; Chordata; Mammalia; Carnivora; Odobenidae. The record is from RefSeq and is a predicted model, not a curated record. Gene Ontology annotation, molecular function: chromatin binding. Gene Ontology annotation, biological process: mitotic chromosome condensation. Bases 317 to 1219 code for a protein of 300 amino acids.
GUCAGGUCGGGGAGCGGGUCGGGUUCCCGCUCGCCGCCGCCGCCGCCCCCCGCAGCGACUCUCCCGCCUCUCCCACCGCGCCGGCCGCAGGAGCUGCAUCGCGAACUCUGCUCGGCGGUGAAGCCGCCGGCCCGGGAGCACUGAGCCCGGGACGCAACGCGCCGAGCCCCCUCAUCACCUCCAGCCGGGGCGACCCCUCCCGGGUCCGCCCUCGUUCUGCGCGGCCGCCGGAGCCCCCAGCCCUGAGCGGCUCGGUGGCCCGGCGCCCGCAUCCCGGGCCCCUGCACUCCCGUAGCCGCCGCCCCCCACCCUGAACAUGGACUCCGACUCUUGCGCCGCCGCCUUCCACCCGGAGGAGUGCUCCCCCAGUUACAAGAGGCGCAGGACUGUGGAGGAUUUCAACAAAUUCUGCACCUUUGUCUUGGCCUAUGCCGGCUACAUUCCUUAUCCAAAGGAGGAGCUCCCUCUGAGAAGCAGCCCCAGCCCUGCCAACAGCACGGCUGGCACCAUUGACAGCGACGGCUGGGACACGGGCUUCACUGACAUUGCGUCGGCCGUGCCCCUGCCGGUCUCCGACCGCUGCUUUGGCCACCUGCAGCCCACCCUCCUGCCGCGAGCCAAGCCCAGUAAUUUCCUGCUGGACAGAAAGAAGACAGACAAGCUGAAGAAAAAGAAGAAGAGGAAGCGAAGGGACAGCGACGUGCCCGUGAAGGAGGGGUACAUGGGGAGCCUGUUGAAGCUGGAAGCUGCUGACCCCUAUGUGGAGACCCCCACGAGUCCCACCCUGCAGGAUAUCCCUCAGGCUCCUGGCGACCCCUGCUCGGGCUGGGAUUCCGAUACUCCUUCCAGUGGGUCGUGUGUCACGGUGUCACCUGAUCAGGUCAAAGAAAUAAAAACUGAAGGCAAACGGACUAUUGUCCGGCAGGGAAAGCAGGUGGUGUUCCGGGACGAGGACAGCACUGGCAACGAUGAGGACAUAAUGGUGGACUCGGAUGACGACUCCUGGGACCUCGUCACUUGCUUCUGCAUGAAGCCGUUUGCCGGCCGCCCUAUGAUAGAGUGCAACGAGUGCCAUACCUGGAUCCACCUGUCCUGUGCGAAAAUACGGAAAUCCAAUGUUCCGGAAGUGUUUGUCUGCCAAAAGUGCCGGGACUCCAAGUUUGACAUCCGCCGCUCCAACCGUUCCCGAAUGGGCUCGCGGAAACUGUUUCUGGACUGACUUGGUGAGCGAGGAGAGCAUGGGCGAGGAAUCAGAAGGGACGAGGGGCCUUUUGGCUCCUCUUAGUUGAGCACAGAACUCUCAGCUCUGGUGCGGGCAGACCCCUGCCAUUCAGGUGCCUAAGCAAAAGGGCAGGCUGUCCGAGGUAGGACCUGUAUCUGCCAGUGACUGAAUAAAAUCCUCGUUGGCCAAAGCUGCUGCUAGAGCUGUGUUCUCUGCAGUGGAGGGGGGCUCACCACCCAAGUACAGUGGGUUCGGUUCGGCUGAAAGUGAGGGUACGUGGUAGUUGUGAAUUCUUGCUAUCAUUGUUAACAAACUCCGUCGGCUGGAACCAGCGCUAGCUGUUUUCCUGCUUCCACUGUCUUGGGAGAGGAGAUGUUCAGUUUCCCAGGCCUGUUAACGAACAGCCAUACGUGUAAGCUUUUUCCCAAGUGUAAGUCUUUGACCCUAAGUGUCUGUACAGCAACCAUCGAGCUGCCCCUACCUUCGCGGCCUGCCCUCUCCCUGCCUUGGCUGCUGUCUGUCUGUCCCUGCAGGCUGCCAGCUAGAGUCCUCUGGUCUCACUCUGAGCGGAGCCCUGGGGCAGUGGCUAGCUAGUGAUCCCUCAGUUUCCUUCUGUUUGUUAAAAGGGACAGUGUGUGGCCACUUCUUGGCGGGAAAGGGGUUGGUUGGGGGGUUGAGGUGGCCCAUGUUCAUAACUCAGUUUCCUGUUUUGCACGAUGUAAAAAAC